AACUCUUUACUCUUGUCAAAAACCCUCCAUCACUCCCUUACCGCCUCAUUGGUUCAUUCAUGUUCACAGCCAUUUCCGAUUUCCAUUUUUCCAAGUCAAUUCAUGCCGACAUAAUUAUCUCCAGCGCUGCACUUCUCCCAGAUCCAUUAUUUUCUUGUCCCUCCAAUAAGAGAGCUCGUACUUCAAGAAGGUUCCAGCGGGAGAAUCCAAACAUUUGAAGAGCAUGAGAUACAAUUUCGACUUGUCGGAGCCCUGCGACGACCACGACAGUGGCUGUCUAUCAGCAACGCCACCUUCAGCUUCAACACCCAAAGAAGAACUCGAAUGGCUACCCUUACAACAACACCCUGUCUUUUCUGCUCCUGACAGGGAUGACGCCUUCCAUUCCUCUACCUUCACAAUGCCUAAUAAUCUUUUGGCUUGGGAUGGAGCUUCUCGUCUCUACUUUUGGGACUCUCACAAAAGCUGUGUUCAUAGACUCUCUGUUCGAUUGGGCGAACCGGACCCUACUUCUGUUCUUGCAGCUUCUCCCUCUAAGGUACUGCAAGCGGAUGCGCAAUUGAAUUUUGAGGUCCAGCGAAUUUCCAUUAACAGAAAUGGAUCAGCUCUCUUCCUAGCUGGCUUGGAUGGUUUAUACGUCAUGUAUCUCUAUGGGAGGACUUCGACAAAAGAAAAUACAAUUAUAUGCCGGACAGUUUCAGUUGGUUCGGAGAUCUACUUUGACAGAAACAACUCAAUACGCACGUUGAAGGUUUCUUGGCACCCUUACAGUGACACUCAUCUGGGAAUCCUCUCUUCUGAUUCGGUUUUCAGGGUUUUUGAUCUGUCUUCGGCCCUUGGUCAGCCAGAGCAGGAGUAUUAUCUACAGCCUGUGGAGCCUGGCAGUUCGCACAAUGCUACAUCAAUCUGCCCUGUCGAUUUUUCUUUUGGGGGUGAUCAUAUGUGGGAUAGGUUCAGUGUUUUCCUCUUGUUUAGUGAUGGCUCAAUUUACAUCCUAUGUCCUGUUGUUCCAUUUGGAAGUGUGUACACAUGGGAAUCUGUACUGGAGUUAUAUAGUGAUGCUCAUAUGUUUGGUCUGAAAUCAUCGAAUUCAAAAGCUGUGAAAAACUCAAAUUUGGCAAUCUCUUGGUUGGAAGCAACAUUUUCUGAACUAACUCGGAAAGAAGUUCAUUCAGAAAAUGCUGCUGUUCUUAGAGCUCAGGCUUAUGCUUUAUUUGAUGCAUCAAUCUCGUUACAGGGGCCUUUACGUAAAGUAAGUCACGGCGUUGAAGAAGACUCAGUUCAUCCUCCAGUUUGUGAAGGGCGUGCUGUCAGUUUUCUUUAUGAUUUAGUUAGCAAAGAUUCUAUCCUAGUAACUGCUUGGAGUGGCGGGCAGUUGUGGAUAGAUGCUUUAGCUGAUGAAGUACAGCCUGUCUGGAAGGUUGGUAGCCCACCUCGGUUUUGUCUGGAUUCAACUGAUAGUAUAGUUGGCCUUGCAAUGAUUUGCGAGUCAUUGUCAAGUGACACCUCGAUUUUGAAGCUUGAUCUGCCACCUGAUCAUACCUUAUGGUUGGGCCAUCCACCUCCUCUUUUGAGAUUGGCUAUUGUCGAUUUAGCUCUGCCCAAAAGAAGCGGUUCUGUUAUAUCAAUGUCUGUUGAUCCCAUUAUUUCCGAAAGAAUAUAUUGCCUUCAUGAUGGAGGAAUUGAUUCAGUAGUGUUGCACUUUUUGCCUUUCACCAAUCAGACUCGUGGCAAAGAAGACACGAUGAGAAGUCCCUCUGUGCAUCCCGUUCUUAGCACUUUCCAAGGAGAAGUAUCCUCGCCCUCCCCACUUUCUGGUUUCUUGACUCUGUCAGAUUCUUUUGGAGAUUCAUGGAUUGUGGGUGUUACCCCUUCUAAUGAGUGCAUUGUGGUUGAGAUGGAGACUUGGAAUCCACUGCUUCCCCCAAUUAUCGAUAAGGUUGACAAACUCAUAGGUGCAGAAGUGCCAAAAGAUACAUAUACUUCUACUAUCAUAAGCAAAGAGCUCCUUACUGGGCCCAAGGUAGUUCUUUUGCCCCCUUCAUCGCCUCAUUUACGCUCAGUUGCUGCUGAUUCAAUUGAAGGCCGCUCAACGCUUCAUCAGUAUUUCAAGCUUUUUCAUGAAAACUAUGUGGAAUAUGCCCACAAGGUGUACUUUGAACUUCAGCAUCAUGCACCUCAUGUAAAGAAGAUCAUCGAUGACCAGCAUUCUCGACUGCACAAAGCACAGCAGAAGAUUUUGGAAGUUGAAAGUAAACAGGAAAAGAUAGAGGAUCGUGUUGAGCAUGCAGUUCAGUUUCACAGUGAGCUAGAAGAGCGCUUGCAAAGCCUGCGACACCUUCCGGCGGCACAUAAGAGGUCUCUAUCAAAAGCUGAACGAGAGUUCAAGUCUGAACUUGACAGAUUUAGGGGGGUGGAGUUGGAUGCUCUGCGCUCUUCUAUUGAAGCAGUAAAUGCUAGGUUGAAAAGAUACACACAUUCUCCACAGGCCAAUCGAUCGAAUGAACAUCGACAACUAUCAGUGAGGAGAAAAAGCCAUGUUCAAGAAAAUGAAAUGUCACUGCUUAAAGCAUCACUUGAAAAGCUCUCACUGGUGAACAGUGAAAAUGCAAAGAAGGUUAAAGUAGUUGAAUCGGCACUGAAAUGCCGCGAAAAAGGCACUUCAUGAUAUCACACCGGUUAUUGCCCUUAACUACAUAUUUAGGAUAGCAUGUUGAGUUUUGCUUCUGAUGCACAAGUCAAAAGUUGUUGGUGAUGUACCGCAAAGUCAGUUUUUUAAGCAGCUUGAUUGCCUUUGCCAUUUUCUAACUGGAAGAACUGACUGGUUAGUGUGUUCAUACCAGAAAUUAUUUCCGAAAUUUGGUUCUAAAGGCAUCAUUCUCUUGGGGGGGAAGAAGAAGAAGAUAAUUCUGUUUCUUUUGCCAUAUAAUUCUAUUAUUUUACUCAAGGUUUCAUAAGUUAGAUUAGUAGCAGUAUUGCUUAAAAGGAUGUCCGAGAAUGUCAGGGACGCUUAGAAGGAUGCUGGAAGCUGCCACGCAAUGUACAAUAGUCUUCAAGUUGAUCUAAAGGAAAGCACAAUUGUCUUCGAAAAGCUAAGCAUACACAUUUGUCCUCUAUCUACACCCCCUCCCAAAAUAAACCCAACCAAGGAGAGAAAAGAAUCAUUAGGGUGAAGUGGCUUACGAACCAUGAGGUAUCAGGUUCAAAUCCGAAUAGAGACAAACAGUAGGCAAUCUGUUCGCAUCUGUCCUAGCCUUGAGGAACAAAGUUAUCUGGUACUUGUUGCUGGUGGGAGGUGGCAUGUAUCCUGGGCAAUUAGUUGAGGUGCGUACAAGUUGGCCAAGACAUUGCGGUUAUCAAAAAAUAAAUAAAUCAGGGUGAACAUCUAAUUAAUAAGUUGGAAUCUCUCUGCGGAUGAUUACCCGCUAUAUAAAAGUGUGAAUGAUAGUGAGGGAAAUUAGAUGUCCUUAUAAUACAAUGUUGGUUUCUGACAAUAAACCUGGAUCAUUAUACGGUAACACUCAAAGGAACUGCAUAUCUAUGACUAGAAUUAGCAUUUUGUUGUAUUCAUUUAUCAUCAUCCUUUCUCCAUUAAACUGGAUUCUGAAAUAUCUGUUACUCCAAAAUUUUUUGGCUCAGAAUAGGUGGAAUGCUUCUUUCAAUUCCCAAUAGUUGAGUUUCGAUGCUUCGGCCAUUCAGGUGAAAGAAUGUCGGGACUAAUUUUCAAGGUGCACCUGUUCCAGGAGUGGCUAAAGAGUCCAUUUGAUGCAGUGGUAGGUUGUGCAAAUGUUGGACUGACUAAUCAACGUAAUAUUAAUUUCUCCCAGAUGCCCAUGCUUUGUGUUACAUGCCUUUUCUGUUUUCCUAUCCUUCCCUUGAUUCUUUUCUGAGGUGCGGGUGGUAGGGUGAGUUUGGAGUUGAGGAUGUCUUUCGAUGUGUAUUAAAAAAGAAGAAAAGCAAGAACCUACCUGUACAGCAAUAUGCAUGUUUCAGCAAGGAAAUAGGGAUUCUCUGACCUACUUGACUUUCUCUUAUGUUAUUUAGCAUAAUUCCGGAUGAGGAAAAGAGACAGACUGCUGCUUUCCUAUUUGAUCUUUUUAACGUUGAAGUGCUACUUUCAUAAUUUAGCAUAAGCACAGUUUGGGGCUUUGGGCUGAAAGCAAUAGCAGUAUUUUAAAGGCAACACGAGACAUUCUUGGCCUACGUUUAGAGUAUUUUCUUUGCUUGCUUUUGGUGCAACAUAACUUUUGCACAGGAUGUAAAUGCCAUUUUAGGUACUAGCUUAGUGCUGUUCUCUCUAUAACAAAAUUCUUUGUUACUUAUCAGGUGAGGUGAAGUAUAUCUGUAGUAGCCUCUUUUUUUUUUUUUAUUACUGAGAAAUUCGUCUACGGCCAACUCUUAGGACCAACGCCAGCCUUUGAAACUCGGUAUAAUGGGCUCGCUCCUCUACCCUUCUCCACUUAAAUACCUGGCUUGAUGCUAGUUUAUCUUGAAGUGACAAUAUGUCAGCAACAUUGUCCAUCUAGUCAAUAGUAUUCUCCUUCUCCACAUUGAUCAACCCACUUGCUUAAGCUAAAUGCCGUAGAGUCCGUUAAUCUGACCUGGAAGCUGAAGUGGGUUCAUGAUUCAUCAUUGGGGCAGUAUUUUUUCUUAACAGUACAUGGAAAUGUACGUUGCUAAUGCGGGAUGCUUUGUGCACCGGAUUGUGCGGGAUGCUUUGUGCACCGGAUUGUCUUUAGUACCUGAAAAUGUAGAUGGUGCUUGGCUGUCUAAAUCUGCCAAUUUGGCUCCUGAUCUGUUUUCGUUUGUGUUUGUCCUUUCUGUCUGUGCCUUUAUGUUUACAGUGGGGUUAUAAAAUAUCUCACAUAGAAUUCAUCAAGCGAUCAACUAUUCCUCUA
This is a messenger RNA of Lycium barbarum (goji berry), 4898 nucleotides long. RefSeq names its product nuclear pore complex protein NUP88. The transcript is spliced from 2 exons. The coding region runs from base 224 to 2668 and encodes 814 amino acids. The record is from RefSeq and is a predicted model, not a curated record. Gene Ontology annotation, biological process: ribosomal small subunit export from nucleus; ribosomal large subunit export from nucleus; protein import into nucleus. Lineage: Eukaryota; Viridiplantae; Streptophyta; Magnoliopsida; Solanales; Solanaceae. Gene Ontology annotation, cellular component: nuclear pore. Gene Ontology annotation, molecular function: structural constituent of nuclear pore; protein binding.